CGCUGACAGUUAUGAAGUUUGACAGCAUAACCUAAACUUAAUGUUUAUUUUGAUUUGAUGAUUUCAUAACACGAAAAAUUGAUUAGUAUAAAACGAAUAAAUUUUUUCCAUUUAAAUGAGUAAACGGGUGAAACAAACGUGGUUAGAUUUCUUAGAGACCUACAGGGAAGCGAGGUUAUUAUGGGAUCCACAGGACGAGCACCGGACGUGCAAAGAUUUACGCGCCGAAGCUUAUGAAAAGUUACUUGAUAAGUAUAAGAAAAUUGAUGAAAGUGCGGAUCUGGUGGAUAUGAAGAAUAGACUUGCAAAUAUGAGGACCGCCUUUAACAGAGAAAGAAAAAAGGUCAUUGAUAGCAUACAAAACGGGGACGCGAAAGUCCACAAGCCUACAUUAUGGUACUUUGACAUUUUUAAUAGUUUCCUUGAUCCAGACACAGAGGGAAUGAAUUUUGAUACACUAAAAAAUUUCAAACACACUAUGGCAGUAAUAGGGCCAUCAAAGAGUGAGAGAGAAUGUUUUAGAACAGUGACACACAAUGAAUCAACAAAUGGAAAGGAAGACACAGACACACCACUGGCGCAGAAAAAGCGGCGAAUAUACAAUCUCCUUCAAAAGCAGGAAAGAUUUGUAGACACAGCCAGCCAAAUGCUACAACAUAAGGAACAAGAAUGGGAAAUCAACGGCAAAGCUAUCGGGCUACAACUCUACCAGCUGGACGCGGCACAGCGCACCUUAGCGCAGCAGCUGAUAUCCGACACCAUAUUUUUGGGGAGUAUGGGAAAGUUAACAGAAGAAUCAUUCGUUAAUUUCAAUAUUAGACAAGGCUCGUCGGAAAUACAUGAGAAGAUUGAAUUUUUGGAAGAGGAAUCAGAUGGCAAUGAUGAUAUAUAAAUGGACCUGGGUAUGUCCUUAAACUUGGACCCGGGUAUGUCCUUAAACUACGUCCAAAAGAGAGGUAUGGGCAAUGUGAAUGUCAUCUCGCCUUGUGUGGUAGGGCACAGCACAGCAGAUGGCAUUCCAGAUCUAGAGCAGAGCCCAACUGGGGAAGUACCUCCACCUUACAGAAAACCGCAGCCAAAUAACACUUGACCCUACUCAUAGUGUUGUGUUCCUGCCGGUGAGUAAGGUUGCCAGAGCUCAACGAGGGGGGUGGGGUUAGGGUCGGCGACGCGCAUGUAACUCCUCUGGAGUUGCAGGUGUACAUAGGCUACGGAGACUGCUUACCAUCAGGCAGGCCGUAUGCUUGUUUGCCACCGACGUAGUAUAAAAAAAAAAAAAUGAAAAAAUUAUUAUUAAUUAUUAAUGAGUAAAUGUAUGUCCGUGAAGUUGACCGCCCCAAAUUGAGUGCCCGCAAAUGGCAUACCUAUAUCGUUAGUUCAUCGUUAGUUCACGUUAGUUCAGUAGGUUAAAUCGUUAGGAUCCGACUAAAACAUGUAUUUUUUUUAAAAACAAAAUGGUGGGGGCCAACUUCACGCUACCGCCCCAAAACCGAUUUUGCGGUUUCUAUUAAUAAGGAUCGAUAGAUAAUCGUUAGUAGACGUUAGUUCAGUAUAUUAAAUCGUUAGGAUCCGAUUCAAAGUAUUUUUUUUUCUUUAAUAAAGUGGGGCGGUCAACUUCACGCUACCGCCCCAAAAUCGAUUUUACGGUAUCUAUUGAUUUGAAUCGAUAGAUAAUCGUUAGUUGACGUUAGUUCAGUAUAUUAAAUCGUUAGGAUCCGA
Molecule: messenger RNA, 1719 nt
Organism: Cydia pomonella (codling moth)
Lineage: Eukaryota; Metazoa; Arthropoda; Insecta; Lepidoptera; Tortricidae
Exons: 3
Coding region: 116-892 (258 amino acids)
Source: RefSeq, a predicted model, not a curated record